UGAUCAGGAUGAUAGAAACAAUUUAUUAAUUCUUACAAGGAAUUAUUUCCUAAAAAAAAAAGUAUCAUAGGAAAGGUAAUGAUUAAUCUAUUCUAUAAGAAAAAAAGAAGAAAUCUGAUUGCAAACUUACUGGUAUUAUCUAACCAGUAUAAAUAGAAGUGCACUUAGAGAAGGCAUAGAAUGACAAACCCAUGAUGAAUUGUUAGGGCAUGUUGAGUUGGUUCUGUCAAUGCCUGCAGUCAGAUGAUUUCACUGGCUGUACAAGAUGAAAUCUCAUAUUUCAAUGUUUAAGUAAAAGUGUCAAAGUUCAGCUGGAGCAGGGACGAAUACAGAACAAAUUUUGUGUGUAUUUGUAACUAGGGCACCAGAGCAAUAGAGGAAGCCAAAAUGAGCCGGAAAAACAAAAGGAGCUUAAAGGAGAAAUUUUCCUUGAAGAACAGCCUGGUUAAAGAAGCCCUCUCAGAGUUCCUGGGAACUUUUAUAAUGAUAGCUCUGGGCUGUGGGUGUGUGGGCCAGGCCGUGCUGAGCCGCGGAGUGCAUGGAGGGCCCAUGACGGUGUCGGUGGGCUUUGCCAUGGCAGUCACCAUAGCUGUGUAUGUUACCGGGGGCGUUUCUGGUGGUCACAUAAACCCAGCUGUUUCAUUAGCCAUGUGCGUGACUGGAAGAUUAAAAUGGACCAAAUUACCAAUUUACAUAUUAGCACAAUUCCUGGGAGCAUUCGUUGGAGCAGCGGCUGUCUUUGGGAUUUAUUACAAUGCCUUUAUGGAGUACAGUGAUGGAAAACUUGAAGUCACAGGACCAAAUGCAACAGCACAGAUCUUUGCAACAUAUCCAGCUCCCUAUCUGUCCCUUGUAAAUGGAUUUGCAGAUCAGGUGAUGUCAACAGCUGUUCUUCUUCUGGCUGUAUUUGCUAUUUUUGACACCAAAAAUAAGAGUGUUCCCAAGGGCCUGGAGCCAAUUGCAGUAGGACUUAUUAUAAUUGUUCUUACUUGCUCCUUGGGAAUGAACAGUGGCUGUGCCAUGAACCCAGCCAGGGAUCUUGGCCCAAGGCUCUUCACAGCCGUUGCAGGAUGGGGGAUGGAAGUAUUCACGGCUGGUAAUAAUUGGUGGUGGGUUCCUGUAGUUGCACCUCUGCUGGGAGGUGUACUUGGAGCAAUGACCUAUGUCAUUUUUAUUGAAAUUCAUCACUCAGAUCCUCAGCCAGGAGAAGAAAAUGAUGUGCACACUAAAUAUGAAUUGACCAAUAUGGCAUAAGAAGAGAAGAAUUUUCUGUCAUUGUGUUGUGUAGUUUUUAUGCAAAUGGUUGUUUGGACCACUGUAUGAAAUCCAUUUGUCUCAAUUAGAAAUUCACCUUUCAAAACAGACAUUCUGUACAGAAGUUCACAACUGAAGUCUUUCCAUGAAACAUUGGGCUGAUCAUAUUCAAAACUGGUAUCUUGAGUAUGGGAAGGCUAAAUUGUCCUUUCCAUAUGGCUUUUAGGUCAAGUUAUCCUAGAUACAAUUGUGGUGAGAUGAUGCACUGGUCUGUUACUUCAACUCAUAUGAUGUUAAUCAUGCUGUCUAAUGAACUGAAAAUAGUUGAAAUUGAUAAAAAACUGCAUGCAUAGCUAGUUAAUGAGUUCAGUGCUGAAUUAAUGUGCAAGAGCAUCACUCACUUCUUAAGAGAGUGGCUUGUCUAAACAUUUAAAACAAUUCUCAAAUUGGCUAAAUGCCAAUUGAAACAGUUUAAAAUAACUUUACUAAAGUUUAUGGAGCCACUACUGAUCAGCUAGAAAUCAACUCCUCAGUGAUUAGGUUUAGUAAUUCACAAUAUGAUCACAAAAGAUAAAAACUGCUUGUUGUAAGAUCAGCACCAAAGAGACAAAGGGUGGCUUCUGCACAGGGUCUUCAUAGCAUUAAUGCUUAGUUAUUUUUAGAUUAUUUACUUGGCCUUUAUGCUACCCAAUAUUAAAAGCCUUAUGUAGAAUACUAAUCUGCAUCUCUUCCGCUGUGCUUUCUGGAUACAAUUCAUUCCUGUGGAGAUGGCCCAGCAAGGGGCUGAUGCUGUGCAGAGGUCAGCACAACGCCUAGCUCUGUAUAAGCUUUAGUGUCCUGCUGCUGCUGGUUUAUAUAGGUGGAUUUUAUCCGCAUUGUGGGACCAAUUUUUAAUGUGGGAGCAGUAAUUAAAAUUAGAACCUGGUCUCAGAGCUAGUCCUAAAUCUGAAUUCCCCAAGGAAGGUCAGAUCCACAUCAGAACUCUGAUGUGUGGUUAUCUCUCACUAAAGAGAAACUGUUGCACAUAUACCCCUUCCUAAAUAUUCAGCCUUGAAAAUGAAAUUAUUUCUGCCUAAUCACUGUGAAUUGAAUGUAUUCAGUUAAAGCAAAGUUUAUUUCUAUUAUGUAUAACAUCUGUCCAUGCUUGGUGGUGGUGAUCAUGAAUAAACAGACAUUUGAUUCAGCAAUGCUCCUGAGCUACUUUCAUGGCUAAACUUCAGAGCACCAUUCAAUUCACUUAUUUCAGAGUGCUCUUCCCUUUGGAUUCCUAGAACUCUGUUCUCUCAAAUUCCACACUGCAUUCCUGAUUUCACCUCUGAAGUGAGGAGCCCUCUGUGCUGCCACUAACAGCCUGUGCACUUCCGUGCAGUAUGUGCAGAAGAUGUUACAAAAUACCAUGGUCAGAACCUGCCUCAGCAUUUGGAGCAAUCAGGCCUUUGUCACUGCUUGUCUUGAUCCCACUCCCUGGGAUGCCAUGCCAAAUUCAUGGCAGCAAAAGGAACAAAAAUAGCACACGAAGGAAAGCUCUGCUUGCUGCAGCUCCAAGUCAGAUCUUGCAGCAUACUUGGGGGACUAUAAUUCAAAUUUUAAUCAUGUUUUUAAGAAAACUUACAUAACUGUAAUGAACUCAGGCUGCCCAGAGACAUAUCAGCCCUUUGCAAAAUGCUCAUUUAAUUCAGUCUCUCUGUUGUGGGUUAAAUUCUGCCAUAUCCAUGCAGAUUUGAUCCAUGCAUCCUUGUAUCACUGGCUAGAGAGUCUUAGGAACAAGAAGGGAGAGCUUACAGAAACAGUUCUCAGUCUGAGCAGAGAAGAAUCUAAAAUACAAUGCGAAAAUUAGUCCUAAUUUUAAACCUUUUCUUGGCAGCAGAGACAAGCUAGAUCCUCUGUCCUGUGUAUUCAUAAACUGCACCACAUAAAGCAGGAUGGGGUGCAAAUGCAGUUGCAGACUGAUCCUUUGGUUUACCCCUCCCCUGCAGUGAGUGCUCUCUCUCCCCCCUUGGCCACCCCGGGCAGGAGCACUCCCAGGUGGCUCCUGUGUCUACAGAGGGAUUACAGAGGUAGAGCCAGUCUGAGG
This is a messenger RNA of Melozone crissalis (California towhee), 3328 nucleotides long. RefSeq names its product aquaporin 9 (gene AQP9). NCBI's taxonomy places the organism in Eukaryota, Metazoa, Chordata, Aves, Passeriformes, Passerellidae. Bases 388 to 1254 code for a protein of 288 amino acids. Gene Ontology annotation, biological process: water transport; glycerol transmembrane transport. Gene Ontology annotation, molecular function: glycerol channel activity; water channel activity; urea transmembrane transporter activity. The transcript has 6 exons. The record is from RefSeq and is a predicted model, not a curated record. Gene Ontology annotation, cellular component: basolateral plasma membrane; plasma membrane.